Messenger RNA from Histoplasma mississippiense, 576 nucleotides. RefSeq lists its product with no specific name. The transcript is spliced from 2 exons. NCBI's taxonomy places the organism in Eukaryota, Fungi, Ascomycota, Eurotiomycetes, Onygenales, Ajellomycetaceae. Bases 1 to 576 code for a protein of 191 amino acids. The record is from RefSeq and is a predicted model, not a curated record.
AUGCCCGGACCAACAAAAUCCAAUGCCAAAGCGCCAACCACCCCUUCGCGAGCGCCAACACCUCCAUGCACCCCCAUCGAUGAAAGUCCCCGGCGGAGCGUGACACCAGGAGAUGGGUAUCAGCAUUCCGAACUGAAAGAACUCGUAGAAGCUCUUCGCGAAACCAGGGUGGAUUCCAUCACCUCCAAACCCAAUCCCUCGGAAGACACUGCAGGUGGGUUUGCCAGCCCUAAGCAAGAUGGUAGAAAGGUUGUUCAGGAACUGGAGACUGUGUUGAAUAAUGAUUCUCAGCUGAAGCCGCAAGAGCAGGAGAUAUCCUUCUCACGCAACCCCGAAUCAGAAUCACCCGUGCUUAUGGAUACAUAUAUGUCAGACAUACCACCCACUUGGAUGGAAUGUGAUCCCAUAUUUAUGGAUAACGAGAACGUUGGUUUCGAUCCUGCGAUGAAAGAAUGUUCCGAGAUGAGAAAUUCACCCAAAGCCAGCAAAGAAAGGGGAAAAGUGAAGAAUUAUGCCAGGGCACGCGUGAUUGCCAACCCCACUGACUCCUUCGAGGACCUCGCAGAGGGCAACUAG